Molecule: messenger RNA, 1487 nt
Organism: Prunus dulcis (almond)
Lineage: Eukaryota; Viridiplantae; Streptophyta; Magnoliopsida; Rosales; Rosaceae
Product: transcription factor TCP9-like
Exons: 1
Coding region: 285-1406 (373 amino acids)
Cellular component (GO): nucleus
Molecular function (GO): DNA-binding transcription factor activity; sequence-specific DNA binding
Source: RefSeq, a predicted model, not a curated record
UUUUUCUUUUUUUUCCUUUUAAUUUCUCUCUUUCCGUUAUAUUACUAUAUUUUCACAGUUUCAUUUCUUCAUGCUUCCUUCUCUCCCGUCCCGUCUAUGGAUUAUGGAGAUAAAGCCUUCGACUUUCACUUCGUCUCUCCAAAACACACGAAGCUGAUCAAAACCUUAAUCAUUUUCCCGCAGAUUCUCUCGAACGAAACGGUCCAAUUCUUCUCCCCCUUCGAACCGAAAACCCAUCUGCGUCACUGACUCUCUUUUCGUUUUGUUGUUUUUGGUCUCCGAAAAUGACGUCGUAUUUGGAGGAUCAAGACGACGACGGAGGCACCUCCGAUCUCAGCACCAGCACCGGCGACCCCGAAGACAACAACAACAACAACGGAAACGGGGUCGUUUCGACGCAGCCCAACUUCGGCGAGACGACGGCGUUUCAGCAGCUGAAGGAGGAGCCCAUUGACUCCGACCCUCCGCCGCAGGCUCACUCCAUCGGCAUGGUUCCGGUGGCGAUGCAAAUGCCCAUGUCCGUGGCUGUACCCGUUUCCAACCCGACCCGACGGGCCUCUACCAAGGACCGCCACACGAAAGUCGAGGGACGCGGGCGUAGGAUCAGAAUACCCGCCACGUGCGCGGCCCGGAUCUUCCAGCUGACCCGGGAACUGGGUCACAAGUCCGACGGCGAAACCGUCCGGUGGCUCCUCGAACACGCCGAGCAAGCCAUCAUCGAGGCCACCGGCACCGGCACCGUUCCCGCCAUCGCCGUCUCCGUCGGUGGGACCCUCAAGAUCCCCACCACGGCCUCCACUUCGGCCGACGACAACUCCUCGCCUUCCUCCACGACCAAGAAACGAAAACGCCCCUCGAAUUCCGAGUUCGUGGACGUGAAGAACGACUCCGUUUCGCAGUCGUCGGGUCUGGCUCCGGUAGGGCCCGCGGCACCACAAGGCCUGGUUCCGGUCUGGGCCGUCGGCGGCGCCGGACUGAUGGUCCCAGCGAAUGCGUUCUGGAUGGGACCGGUGGGCUCGGGUGCGGGACCAUCCGGCCCACAACCGCAGAUAUGGGCCCUGUCGCCGACGGUGACGCCGGUUUUCAACUUGGCUGGGGCUACCCGGCCCAUAUCGAGUUUUGUGGCGAAUAACGGAGGAGGAGUGGAGGUUCGGGCUCCGUCGCCGGCUCUGUCAAACUCGGCGGCGAGUACGAGCACGGUGGGGCCGAGGGCGGCGAAGAGGUCGUCGACGACAAUGGCGCCGAGCGUGAGCUCGUCGAGUAACAACAGUAACGGUAGCGGGAGUGGCGCGAGCAAGGCUCAGAUGCUGAGAGAUUUUUCUCUUGAAAUUUACGACAAGCAGGAGUUGCAGUUCAUGGGUCGACCCGUCGGCCCGCCAACAACUCAUCAACAUCAAACCCAGUGAUUGCAAAACUGAACUGCCAUGAGAGAGUGAGUGAGUGAAGUGAGUUUAGCAAGCUUUUUCUUAGUGUUCCGAAUUUGAUCA